Molecule: messenger RNA, 417 nt
Organism: Leguminivora glycinivorella
Lineage: Eukaryota; Metazoa; Arthropoda; Insecta; Lepidoptera; Tortricidae
Exons: 3
Coding region: 25-363 (112 amino acids)
Source: RefSeq, a predicted model, not a curated record
ACUACUGGUCUGGAAAUAAAAGCAAUGGCUAAGACCCCGUGUACCCCGACGGCCUGCCCGCCGCCGCCGCAGCCGCCGUGCCCGGCCGUGUGCCCGCCGCCCCCGCCGGCGCCCUCCUGCAGGACCAAGCCCAUCAUGCGCGGUUUGCACUGGGCCCAGACGAAGAGAAAGCUGGCUGAGGCGCUCCUGCUGAGCGCUGUUGCUGGCUUCACCGUAUACAUGCUGUAUACGAGGCCGCACAUGGCGCGUUAUAAGGAAUUUUACGCGCUUUCUGAAUUUGAAGAUUGGGCAGAUGAAAUGGCAAAAAAGGGUUUGUUUCAAGCUGUUCCUAAAGAAGGUUUUCCUAAGAAAGACAAGAAGUAAUUUAUACUUAUUUAUCGUUAUUUAAAUUAAAUAAAUAUUGGUUGAAAAUGUCAA